Messenger RNA from Falco peregrinus (peregrine falcon), 15003 nucleotides. It is a transcript of the gene NR2C2, whose product is annotated as nuclear receptor subfamily 2 group C member 2. Gene Ontology annotation, molecular function: RNA polymerase II cis-regulatory region sequence-specific DNA binding; zinc ion binding; nuclear receptor activity. The transcript is spliced from 15 exons. NCBI's taxonomy places the organism in Eukaryota, Metazoa, Chordata, Aves, Falconiformes, Falconidae. Bases 4810 to 6699 code for a protein of 629 amino acids. The record is from RefSeq and is a predicted model, not a curated record. Gene Ontology annotation, biological process: cell differentiation; positive regulation of embryonic development; anatomical structure development.
AAUUUGGUGUAUCACAUUGAAUUUUGGAUUUACAGUGUUCGUCCACUAUUAGUUAAAUUAGCUAACUUUAAAUAAGCCCACAGGCAAGUCUGAUUUGUCUCACUAGAGUGCAGGCAGUUAUGUUUGUGCCAACUACUUUUAGAGGCAUCCCAAAAAAUAACAACAAUAAAAAUAACAGUCUGUCACUAUCACAACCAAUUACUGCGAGCUGCAAAUUUAACAUUUGCAAAAUUUCAAGCAGUUACCCAGAGAUUUGUACAACACUGCAGAACAGAACUCAGGAUUUGUUCACUGUUUUUAAACACAAGAAACUAAAUCACGCUCAGAAGUUAAAAGAUACCAUAUUUUUAUUUCCAUAAAAUCAUACUAUGAAAGCAUGUAGUUUUCACUUAUGGUCACUUCCCCGCCCCCCCUCAGAUCAAUGUAUAUACCUGAAACAUGUUUGCAAGAUAAUGCUAAGCAAUCUUGGUUUGUUUUCAGAUCACUGUGCAAACAUUCAAUAAGGUAUCUCCAAGCUUUACUUCAUAGGAUAUACAAUUUUCAUUACUGCAUUUUUAUUUCUAGUGCCACUCUGACAGAGGAAAAAGUGUAUGUUGCCUUCCAGCAACGUCAGUAACUGAUUGAGUUACUGGCAACAUUCAAAACAAUAGAGAAUUUUGCUUUAACAGACUAGACCACUGGUCCAAGUGCAAUAUCCUACUUCUCCAAAGUAUCUCUGACCUUGGGCUUUAACAAAGAAAUAAAAUGUGUAUGCUCAAAAGCACAAAAUGAUGUAAACAGACAAAACCACCCUUUCUCUUGACCACUGGAUCAGUUAGGCUCUAAAGCAAGAAACCUUCAGUGCAACAUCUUACCAUAGCAAGAUUCUCACAAUGCACAAAACUCUAGAAGAGGGAGCCCUGCUGAAGCAGGCUGUACAUUCAGGUAUGCAUCCAACAGGGUGAAGAAAUAACAUGCUUGGAAAUUACCAUCAGCACACACCUGCUUUAUGGGAACAGCAUCCCAAUGAUUGCUCAUCUUUUCUGUUCUCCUACUCCAUUAUGCCACAGCAAGUCUUUCAUAAGUACAUACUCAUUUGGUUGCCAACAUAUGCUGUACAUCAAGAAAAUCCUUCAGAAACAAAAAUACCAGUUUACAGAAAUAAGUGUUUUCAUUUUCCCUUCAGAUACCAAAGAUUAUUAAUACCUACUGAAAGGAAUCCACUGCAGAUCUUCGGUUGUUGCAGGUUUACAUAACUCUUUUGACAGGACUGGUAGGGCCUUCAAACAUACAUGUUCAUUUUUCCAGUCUUUCCUUGGACAAAUCUCAAACUUACUUCAAAAAGAAUUCUGUUCAUAUAAAAAAAAGCCUAGUGACAAGUCAGAGGUACGCUCUCAAACACAACACUAGGGGCAGAACACUUCCAAAGCCCAAGAAAUAACAGUAAUUACUCGUGCAAGAGAAAACACCUUCCUAGCUAGGCCUCCUGACUGACUAUCAUACAGCAGAAGGGCACAAGGUACACAAGGUUAUUGCUGCUGCAAUGCCUACCAGCCCCUGCAUGCAGAAUCACGUUUUAAACAGGUAAAACCAAACGAAAGACAACUUAUGUCAAAACAGGUUACAACAUUGUUGCAAUUUGAGUUACAGCGGUCAGGAAAUAACACAACACAAAUAAACUAGCAAGCAACAAAAAGCUUUACUGUUGGUCAAACUCUACUGUCCAUGCUGUUUCUCCAUCCUCCAGCGGCCAGACCACACUCCUUGUCUCUGUUUCAUCCACGUUUUUUUUCCCCACACUCCUCAGAGCUAUUUAACCACUUUGCUGUAGGAUCACUGCUGCACAUUGUCAAAGCAAGGCCACAGCUACAUAUUAUCAGUGUCAAUCAUUCCCCUACACAACAUGACUGUAAGACUAGAUGUAAGAACAGAUGGAGGUGAGCAAACCAGUAAAUAAGCUGCACUAUAGAAUCACAGCAUUGUUUAGAUUGGAAAAGUCCUUUAAGGUCAUUGAGUCCAACCAUUUCCUAGCACUGCCAAGUCUAACGCUAAACCAUGUCCCUAAGUGCCAAUCCCUCUAACGUAUGGGUUCUAAGCCAAUUGGUAAAUUCUCUCAUGCACUAAGGCCACUGAGAAAUCUUUAUCAUGAUACCUAACGCACCUUUGCUCAAGCCAAUUAAAAGAAGAAAACACCACACCCCCCAAGCACACUCUUGCACGCUUCUAAACAGGGAGUAGUGAAAAGGGUCAAGACGACUUGUGGGAAAGCGACUUACCUGGUAAGCAAGUAUAGAACUACUGCAGAAAAGCGAACAAAUGCCAAAACACAAACACCUGUUAUUGGGAGUCCUUGAAAAGUCCUGGCUCUCAUCUAUACAUCAACUGAAAAGAUCAGAAUUUCAAUCCACUCCAAAUACCAACAGCCAGGAAUCAGAAAAGUAGACAAGUAGCAGUCCAAAGCUACCAAAAUGCUGGACUUCCCUCUUCAGAGGUAUGGGCAAGAGAAUUUGCUAGUGAACAGAAGCAAAUGAAUUUUAAAUGUAUUUUAUUAUCAAGGGAAAAUAGCACUAUUUCCCUGAAGAGCUCAAAAUAAUCAUUACUAUAGAAAGCAAAAAUGUAACUGAAAGCAUCCUAGUCUACUUCCUUCCCCUCCUACACAUUCUGAUGUUCCUGCUCAUAAGGAUGACUCUAAAAUCCAAAAGCAUCUUUGUUCAUGGUGGGAUUCUCCUUUCAUUUAUUCAGCAGGUGACAAUCCAUCACUGAAGAAUGCAGAACUGAACAUAAACUGUUGGCAAGAAGUACUAGGUCUUGUCAGAGAAUCCUCUGACCUCAAGACUGAAAUUAUUUUUUACCUAACCAUGAACACAGCUGUUGUGAAAAAAAUAAUUUAAAAAUUAAGGUUCUGAUGAAAACAUUUGAGGAUAGCAAAUAAAAGGACAAAACUAACAAUUCAGUUUAUAUUUGCUUACAACCAUGACCAAACAGAUACACAUCUCACAGUUUAAAGCCUGACUAACAGCAAUUUAUUAUCUUAGUCUAUUGCACUUUUUAAAAGGUGGGCUUUUUUCCCCAAAUCGUCAAUUUAAAAAACAUGCUGUACUCAUAGAUGCUGCUCCACAAGUCAUUAUCCUCAAUUUAGAUAAGGGAAACACAUUCCAACCCUAAUACCUAACCUACUUCUACACCAAGGCUGUUAUGAGAAUACUGAAAAUCCUUACACAUAUCUGUAUUCAAAAAAUGUAUUUACACUUUAAUAGUAUGUCUUAUGAAGUAAAAAAAUAAAUCUGCUUUUGAAGAGGUCCAUAGUUUAAGAAUUUGAAAAUUCUUCAUACAUUUAACAUUACAGUAAUGAACAAAUACCCAAGACAUGUUUUCAAACAUUUUAUUUUUGUAUUGCAAACACAUCUGUACAUCAUGUGCAUUAGUAACUCUUGUUUUGUGAGAGUAAGGCCAUAAUUCAUAGGUUUUUCACAUAAUUUCUCUACAUUUCUCACAUCCUCGCCCCACACUGCCAGUUCUGACAACAAACAAACAAAAACACCAAAACCCAAACAAACCCCCCAAAACCAAACAACUCCCAGGAGUGGUGACUGUCAGCUGCCAUCUUUUCCAUACGUUUCCUUUCAGGAGUUACUAUUGCAUCCUAUCUUCCAGUUUUACUGUUCAUCUGACCGCUCCUUCAGCUUUUGUCACAUCAAAUUACUAAAGAGAAACUCGCUACACGUACUUAAGAUCAUUUUAAUAGGGGUAGGUUAAAAAAUAGCAACACACAGUUUUGACAGUGAGCCAGGGUCACAGGUCAACACCCAAUAGCCUCAGAAAGACGGCAAGCACUGAAAAGUGGCAAGCUCUCAAGCCCACCUCAGCUGCACCCAAACCUGGCUCAUACCUACAAUCGCACAUGCAGAGGCAAAGCAGCCUCACUUACAGGCAGCUUAACCAGGAGAGCCCUCACUGAUGACACCGACAUUACAAAAUUAAAGGAAAACUCAGGACAGCCAGGCGGUGGAGGCCUCUGCGAAAGCCAGCAUCAACUGUAAGGCUACUUUUGACUCUGCAUCUGUGGCGAGGAGAGACAUACACGGAACGGCACCGCCCGCCUGCGUGCGGUAUAAUCCCCUUCAACCCGCUAACUCCGGCUGCAGGGCACCGGGGAGCUUCACAAGCCAGGGUCUCGACGGACAGCCUGCAAGCAGGGGCUCCCUUCCUCUCACGCCCUCAGAAGACCGAGCCCGUGCAAGGGCUGGGAUCCUCCCACCGCAGGUGCCCGCCCAACGCCCCCUCCCGCCGGGGCACCACGAGCGCCCAGCACGGGCCUCCGGACCCAGCGCCACCCCCCGCGCGGGGACGGGGACGGGGACAACUGCCGCCGCCACAGGCGGAGCGGGCCCGCCGCGCGCGCUGCCCGGCGGAGCGUUGGCGCGAAGGCUCGGAGAGGCUCAGGUAGCCCCUCCCCGCCGCCGUCCCCAGCCCCGCCCCGCGAGGGGGAUGAAGGGGGCCGCGGCCGGCCUGGUGCUGGGAAGAGGAAGAGGGGAAACGCUCGCGGGCGGCGGCAGCGGCGGGCGGGGUCACGAACUCUGACCUUUCACAGGGGCACGGCACACAAAACAAAACACCACCCCCAUCCCCCCGCGCGGCCCCAUAAUACAGACCCGCCCCCCCCCCCCGCGGACCCCGUUAGCCCCCUCACCGCUGCCGCCCUCACGGGGGGAGGGAGGGCCGCCGCUGGGCACCACCACCCAACACCGGCCCGCCUGGGCCCGGGUCAGGGCCACCGCCAGGGCACGUUUGGCGCCAAUUCCUGAGGUUCUCUAAUGAUCUUGUUUCACCAUGGCAACCAAUAUGGAGGUGCUGGCUCAGCAGGUAGUGGAGACUCAGCAGGUGGCUGAGGUGCAGACUGUUCAGACUCCACUAUCUGAAUCUCCAGUGAUGACCAGCCCUUCCCAACGUAUCCAGAUAAUUUCCACAGACUCCUCUGUAGCUUCACCACAACGCAUUCAGAUUGUGACAGAUCAGCAAACAGGUCAAAAAAUCCAAAUAGUGACAGCAGUGGACUCAGCUGUGUCUCCAAAGCAACAGUUUAUUUUAGCCAGUCCAGAUGGAACUGGUGCAGGAAAGGUGAUAUUGGCAGCACCUGAGACAUCCAAUGCCAAACAGCUUAUCUUUACCACCACGGACAACAUUGUGCCAGGCAGAAUUCAGAUAGUGACAGACUCUGCUUCAGUGGAACGUUUGCUGGGAAAAGCUGAUGUUCAGCGGCCCCAGGUAGUAGAAUAUUGUGUAGUGUGUGGCGAUAAAGCAUCAGGUCGUCACUAUGGUGCUGUCAGUUGUGAGGGAUGCAAAGGUUUCUUUAAAAGGAGUGUGAGGAAGAAUUUGACCUACAGUUGUCGUAGCAACCAGGACUGUAUCAUCAAUAAACAUCAUCGGAAUCGCUGCCAGUUUUGUAGGCUUAAGAAAUGUCUAGAGAUGGGCAUGAAAAUGGAAUCGGUUCAAAGUGAAAGAAAGCCUUUUGACGUUCAGCGUGAAAAACCAACCAACUGUGCAGCUUCCACUGAAAAAAUCUAUAUCAGAAAAGAUCUGCGAAGCCCUCUAAUAGCAACUCCAACAUUUGUGGCAGAUAAAGAUGGGACACGGUCAGCAGGUCUUCUUGAUCCAGGAAUGCUUGUGAAUAUUCAGCAGCCUUUGAUCAGGGAUGAUGGAACAGUCCUCCUAGCUGCUGACUCCAAGGCUGAAACAAGCCAGGGUGCUUUAGGAACACUAGCAAAUGUUGUAACAUCUCUUGCUAAUCUCAGUGAGUCGCUAAAUAAUGGAGAUACUUCUGAAGUUCAACAAGAAGAGCAAUCUGCAAGUGAGAUUACACGGGCAUUUGAUACUUUGGCUAAAGCACUUAAUACCACAGAUGGUACAACAGCUCAUAACUUGGCAGAUGGGAUGGAUCCUACAGGAGGAGGGAAUAUUCAUGUAAUCAGUAGAGAUCAGUCAACACCAAUUAUUGAGGUGGAAGGACCCCUACUUACAGAUACACAUGUCACAUUUAAGCUGACGAUGCCCAGUCCCAUGCCAGAGUACCUUAAUGUACACUACAUCUGUGAGUCUGCAUCACGACUACUUUUCCUCUCUAUGCACUGGGCUAGGUCCAUACCUGCAUUUCAAGCUCUUGGGCAGGACUGUAAUACAAGCCUUGUGCGUGCUUGCUGGAAUGAGCUGUUUACCUUAGGCCUGGCACAGUGCGCACAGGUGAUGAGUCUGUCUACUAUCCUGGCAGCUAUUGUCAACCAUCUCCAGAACAGCAUACAGGAAGAUAAACUUUCUGGAGACAGAAUAAAGCAAGUCAUGGAACACAUCUGGAAACUUCAGGAGUUCUGUAACAGCAUGGCCAAGCUUGAUAUUGAUGGAUAUGAAUAUGCAUACCUUAAAGCUAUAGUCCUCUUUAGCCCUGAUCACCCUGGUCUGACCAGUUCAACCCAAAUAGAAAAAUUCCAGGAGAAGGCACAGAUGGAAUUGCAGGACUAUGUACAAAAAACCUAUCCAGAAGAUACUUAUAGGCUAGCCCGGAUUCUAGUUCGCCUGCCAGCACUUAGGCUGAUGAGCUCUAGCAUUACCGAGGAACUAUUUUUUACUGGUCUCAUUGGAAAUGUUCCCAUUGACAGCAUAAUCCCCUACAUUCUCAAAAUGGAAACAGCAGAAUAUAAUGGCCAAAUAACUGGCACGUCUGUGUAGUGGGAACACCGCAAUUUGAUGGAUUGAAGUAAUUUUCGUAAAAAACAUACAAUUACAAAGUUAAUAGCAUUUUGGUAUGUUCAAAUGUUUCCAACUUAUUACCAGUUUCCUAUCAGAUUUCGCCUUGUCUGUUUGCUGACAUUGACAAAAAUUUAAGCAGCUAUUCAAAGACCUGCUAUUGGACCUUUUCUGCCACAAGGAAUAUUUUUGAUGCCUUUCAUUUAAAAGGCUAUAGAUUACUGAACAUACUUUUCACAUGCUUUGUAUUUAGAAAUUAUCAGUGGUUAAAAAUAGAAUUUUAUAAUAUCAGAGAUUAGUAAUAAAAUUACUUUAAAAGUAAAAAAGAACAGUAUGUAUAUAUUUAAAAAUAUCCUUGGAAUUAAUACCUAAUAAAUGCCAGGGUAUAAUACUAGCACUUUGUAAGCACUUCUUGUCAAAGCGAUGAUGUCAUCAACAUCCUGCUUAUGAGUAUGGAAGAUGAAAAAAAUUGCAUAUGUCCUUAGUCAAAAUGCUAAUGAUUUCUGUGAAAAUGUAGAAUGCUACAGGAGACAAUCAUUUCUUCUACAAAGUCACUUGCUUUUUUGCUAAGAAAUAUUAAUGUGGAUUCUUAAAUCAGAUACCCACAUCAUAUGAAACUAUAAUCUGUUAAUUAGUGCAGUUGUAAUUCACAGUAUGAUGCAGUCAUAGUGACUAUGAUGUGCUAUAGUAAUUACCCAAACUAGGAGAAAAAAAAUUUAUUUCUUUCCACAGUAGCGAUGAAAUAUUCAGGUUCCUUAAAGUUUCUAUUCAGACCUACACAGCCAUGACAAAUGUUAUUCUAAGAGGAAGCCUUUUGAUUGUGGGGGAAAUCAGUCAUUAACUGGAAAGAACAGUCACUUUCAAGUACAGCUGUGUGAUGCUCUUUGAGUAUGCUCUUUGUUAUUUCCAAAUUUACUUCUUCUCUCUGUACUCCUGAACACCCUCAUCAUCCAGACAAAGGUACAAUUUAAAAUCUUAGAUGUGUAGAACCUGGCUGUCAGCAAGAGUAUAUUAAAAGCUCUCUUCCUUUGUUUCUUCCCCGCCUCCCUCCCCUCCCCUGACGGAGCACUCCCAGUUUUGCAGAGCUUUCAACCUUCCUGUGACUCAGUUUGAAACUGAAACACAGUCAGGAUUGACAUUCGGUCAUGUACAGUGGAAGAUAAUGUCCAAUGUACCAUGGAGUUGUAAAAUUAACUACUUUGUAAUUGUCUACAGUGAUGAGCCAUCAAUAUGUUUCCUAGUGUUGGCCAUUAGCUGCUAGCAUUGCUUCAUUUUAGUAUAAUUUAUUAUUGUUAUUGACAUUAAAUAUUUUAAACAAUCGAAGCUUAAAGAAAAGUCAUGGCAAUUAAUACUGUCAUCUGAUCCUGGCUCAUUAGACACAUCAAUUAUUGUAAUUAUUUGUAUGGUAGGUAGAGGCAUUUUCUACUUGUGUAUUUAUAUGUAACAAAAAUCUAAUGAUAAGUUAAGCACUUUUGGUUUUCUUUUGUUAUUGACACUUAAUUAGAAACACCAGCCAGGUUGGUGUUUGUGUCUUUUAAGGGUCUGAAUUGUAGCCAAAAGAUGAGGCUUCUGAUGUAAUGAAAAGUCCUUACCUGGUAUACUUCAUUCUCAUUAGAAGGCUCACGUUUGUAGCACUCAUUGUGAUAUGGAAGGCUAUUUAAUUUUAGCUUCUGGAUGCAUUACAGUCUUCUACAGUUACCAUUGUUACAGCAUUCAGAAUCUUCUUUUCUCCAAAGGGUGUUACAAAAAGUCCAAUAUACAUGCAGAGAUUUGUAAUAUUGCACUUUUGUUUCUCUCAGCUUUUACUGUAACAAAUGAAAUUGUCAUAUUUUUAAUGUGAUGGAAGGUCCACACUCAGAAUGUUAAGUCAACUGGAAUGCAGAAUUUUGUACUAGCUGUUUUAUUGCAGUGUAACUUCUUGUGUGAUUGUGUCCACGCUCCUGAUGCAAAGUCCCUGUUUUAAAGUUACACAACUUAAAAGUUAAUUGUGAUAUUAAUGUCAGAAGAAGUAGCUACCUUGGAAAGAACUGUGGCUGGUUUUGAUAAAAUUUAAAAUUUUAUCGCAUUAUGUUAUUGUUGUUCUAAAGUAUUAUGCAUAGAACUAUUGUGAUAUUUUCAUUGCAAAAAAGAUUAUGCAGGUUAAUUUGCUUUCAGUAUUCUGUAAAAAUCAUUUAAGCAGGUAAGUAAGCAUUGUUAAUUACAAAUUAAAUACUCCUUAGCACAAAACCUAGCCACUGGAAUCUUUUUUCCCCAAAUGCGAAUGUACACCAGCUGGCUUUUUCAUUACAAACAUAAUUUAAACUUCCAAUUUUUCAAGUAACCAAGGGCCCCGUUUUUGUGCAAAAAUUUGUUUUCCUAACUUUUCUUACUUGUGCUGUGAGCAUAACAGUUCAGGAAACAAAAUAAAGCCACUACAGUUUUUUGGGAACAGAGGGAUCGCAUGAAGCAAAAUGUAUGCAUUGCAUUACUUUUGUCAAUUAAAAUGGUAAAUAUCAUGCAGCUCUGUUUACAAAUAAACUACACUCCCCACAAAUGCAAGACCACAUAAUGAUAUCCUUCAUCCAUCUCUAGCAGUCACAUACUCUGCCAAUAGUUUCCAGGACUUUAGGGACAAACUAUUAAUUUGUGUUAAUGAAGUAACAACAAUGCAAUCCAUAUCUAGGGUUGGUUUAUUGUGCAUGCAUUUAAUAGGUGAAAUGUUCCAUACUGAAGAUUCUGAUAUUACCACCUAAAAGCUGUAAAGUCUCUCUUUAUAUAGCAUCAUCAGCAUGAUUUGCUGGCUUGCAUUUGUCAGAACCAAGAUAAUUUAGUCCUUAUGCCAUUAACAAAAAGUACUUUCUCUAACUGUACACUGUUAGGAUUCCACUUAUGACUAAUAGUUUGGACUGUAGAAAUGUGGAGAGCAUAUGGUAUAUCCUAGAGCUUAAGAAUUACUCAGAAUCUAAAUUUUUUUGCAUAUUGGAAUAUUAGCUAUAAAUAAUUAGAUAGAUGUGAUGAAUAACCUAGUCUUUCUCACUCAAGAGAAGUUAUUUUUGAUAUUAAUAUCAAAACAACACAAGCUGUUUUGUAACAGCUGCUCAAGGGCUGUUACAAAAAUGAGCCAGAUUUGGCAUAUGAUGGAGAGACACUGAAAGGAAUCACUUAAAACACUGCUACAUAAAAAUAUAAACCCUGUUCUCCACCGCAGUAGGGCUUCUUUGUGCUAAAUUCCAAGUGUAAUCACAGACUGGUUGAGGUUGGAAGGGACCUCUGAACAUCUGGUCCAACUCCAUGUUUUGAAACUAUCUCUGCAGAAAAUACUGCAGUGCUGAUGUAGUUCUUUUCAUUUCCGAGGUUUGUUUCAUCGCCUCUGCCAGUAACUGGAAGAUGGUAACAGGCUAAUCUUACUAGCUUUACUUUUAAAUUAAUUUAAUUUUGUUUCUUCUUUGCAAGUGCAAACUUUUGCUUAUGAAUAUGGGGCGGGAGAGUUUUUUAUUAUGGUAACAAUUAUUGAAAAACUGUUUCUUAAGUAUGGAAAUAGUUUUUGUUUUCAUAAAGGCCAAAUUUCAAUGCCAAACUUCUGUUUACAGAACUAGGAAUCAAGGGGUCACUGAAAGUGAUUCUAAGAAAAGUGUCAUCUCACUGAUCCUCUACUUGGUGCCUAAAAUCCACUCUCCAAGAUUUUCGAGUCCUGUUUCUGCUGCUCUUGAAAUGAAAUUAUUUAACUCAGUAGAAAUACAGUGAUAAACUAUCUGAUUAUAUCUAUGUGCACUUGAGCAUAUGUGUAUAUUGGUAAUAAUUCAUUCAGACAAAUGUUAGAAUUCUAUGCUGACUGAAACUGUGGCAUGCAGGGGGUGGUCAUGAAGCAGAGUAAUGUUCCUUCUCAAUGUGCUUCAUUGGUUUUCUAACUUUUGAGAAGGAACUGGAUUUGAAUCUUGCAGAUAAAAAGAACAGCGGUCAACAAUUGUGUAGGAGCAUUUUGGGUUAACUUUGUAAUAAUGAUUUUUAUUGCAUUUGUGGCAAGGGAAAGAAGGACUACUACUUCACUUCCAUUGAUUUCCUUACACUGAACUAAAGAGAUGCUGAACUGAGACCGUGUGCAAAAGUAAUCUUUCUCUGCCUAUUUACAUGGUUUGUAAAUCAGAUACAAUGCUUUUGGUGCCAGGUGGAGUUACUCUGGCAUGGAACUGGUAGAAGAGGAAAAAAUAAAUCUCCAAGGAGAGAUCCUUCAAAGAGAUCAUACAAGCCUUUAUUUUAGAUGCCCAAAAAUGUUAGUUGUUAAGGAAGCUUAGUUUUCAGAGCACUCUGGGGCAAGAAACUAUUGUUGGUCACCACUGAUUACUUGGUAUCUUUUGCCAAGUCUUUUUUUUAUCAUUGACUGAAGCCCUUGGCCCUCAGGGCAGCUGCAACACCUCUAGUCAACAGCACUGACUCAAGACUUCUAUGUUGAAUACAGCUGGCUCUGCGUUAUCAUUAUAGUACCCUUUGGCAGAGGGCAUAUUCUGAGGUGUAAUAGGGAAAACAAGUCAGGGCUGAAGCUUCCAGGCGAAACCAGUUUCCUGACUGUUUCUUCUUUGGCAGAGACUAAAACUUCAGUGAUUUCAUUCUUGUGUAUAGUAUGCAGGGCUUCUGCAGACUCCUGAAUGAUUUCAUCCAAGAUACUGAAGAUGGUUCUUUUUCAACUACACUUGCCCAUCAGAGAAACACAGAAAUAGCAGGCAAACAAGUAGGUUCCCAUCUGUCAUGGUAGUUUGCCACGCUACCAUACAACAGCCAGGACAGCUACUGCGGUGGUUUGCUCUGAUGAUAAGCAUGGGCCUGCUGCGAGAGCAGCACACAUCUGCAGUCCUAAUGCCUCCGUAUAUCCAGGGAGAAUCGACAAAAUGAGGCCAUGUUCACCCUGUAGACAAGAGUAAGGGGCAGAGGAAGGACGAAUUGCCAGCUUCUACUGAUCCUGAAUGACAGAAAAUUAGUUUAAAGAACAGCUUGAUAUGAAACAUUAACAAGAGGGCAUGGCAAAGGGGAGAAAAUGAAAACAUUUACUUUUUGCACCUCUUAAUUCUAAAGUUCCUGACUCAUUUUAACAGUAAAGUUUCCUGAACUAAGUUCAGGCUUAUUGUUUGAUGAAAAAUGUCAUAACCCCUCUUGCUAGAUAAUGCUACAACCCUGCUUCUGCUGUAGUCAGUGUUGUCAACAUUAUAUGGGAAGUUAUUUGUGCAAAAAAAUUCAGAACAUUAUUUAUACUGAGGUUGCAAGAUAAAGGAAAAUUCUUCAUAAAGUUUAAGUGCUCUAAGUCUAAAUAAUAUUAGACUUGGAAAACAUCAAGCCCCAGAAUUACCUUAUUACAGAGCUUUUUUUGUUGUGGAGUCAUGCCAAGUUCUUCACAGAUACUGUCAUAAUGUUCUGUAAUUCCCACAGCCUGUUUUAUUGUCUGAGUUACAUCAAUGCUUUGAAAGUGGCUUACUAUUGUUAAAUUCAUGCCUGUCCUCAUCCUUUUUAAAGGGUUUGAUAGAUUUUUACAUAUCUUUAUUUUGUGCCUCCCACUGUUGUGCAUUUCUGCGUGUUCAAGUCUAAACCUCAAGCAGCUAAUGCAUAUGUACAUAGUUGUAUGUAUGUGUGUAUGAAUGUAUAUGUUUAUACCUAUCCGUCUAAAUAUAUUAUGUACAGUGUAUAAAAAGGUGUAGUGUAUGUAUAUAUGUACAGAUAUGUAGCUGUGCAUUCAUACCAUUCUGUAUGUUAAAGCUUUUCAUUCAUUUGUUGAUCCAGAGCUUCCUAGUUUUAAUUUCUUAGUCCAAAAUAAGCCUUGUUUAAGCAGGUGAAUCCUCAUGAAUUUCAGAGCUUUGCACCUUUUUCUAAACUCAGCCUGAAUUUAGCAUUUUCUGUUCAGAACUGACAAGUAUAUUCUGUCAAUCUUCUGGUUUUUACGUUACUCCCUUUACCUUUUCUCAUUUGACGCGUAGAAUUCUGCCAGUGAAUAGUUAAUCAAACAUAUAAUGUAUGUUAACAACAAUAAAUAAAUACAGUCAUAGAAAAUACUUCCCUGUUUUCAGUACAUAAUCAUUCUCUUUCCAGCUUCUGAGAGACUUUUUUGUAAAUUUUUAUUUUGCAGUGAAACUUGGUAAGAGAUUGAUUUUUUCCAAGUGUUCAGCAGGGACUAAUCGGAAGAGAACCAAGUUGCCCUUUAUCACUGAACUGUUGCACACAGAAUAGGAUGCAGUGGAUGUUGUUGAAAAAAUCAAUGCUCAUAUUGCCGUAAUUAUAACCAUGAAACCAAACCGUUAAUUAAACAAAGACUAUGUGACUAUGUCCUCUCUUCAAUAAAACAACAUUUUUGUUACAGUGGUAACCAAAUAAGAGGGAGAUUACAGUUAGUUUAUUUCUUAGCAAGCAUCAAGACUUAUUCAGGAUCUUCACGAUGCAUUUCAAUUAGUAUAUUCAUUUCCCACGGUUAUUCUCUUUAUUAAGGUCUACUUAAACUAAACAAAGCUGGUUAGUUCAUUUAGCUGUCAGACUAGUGUCAGUUUUCAUGUUCUGUCCUUUCCUGAAACUGUUAUCUGUGCGGAUCUUUCAGUGUGUGUGUGAAGUUCCCAUUGUUCACGUGGGAGCUGGACACAUGGAGCAUUUAUGAAGUUGGACUUGCAGUAAGACAACUUAUUACUCAUAGGGAGUAUUCAAACAUCUAAAUUAUCAAAAUAUAAGUAGUUCUUGUUCCUUUUCCCUUCUGAUGAUUUAAGUUACAAAGGAAGCCUUUUGUAAAGUAAUUCUAUUGAGCAUUUCACAGACUGCGUGGGGGAGUAGUUCAGCAACUCUUGUUUCUGUCAUAUUAAAAAUGUGAAGUGGAAUUUUCUGGGCAUUUAUUUCUACCUUUUGUACUCAACGGGGCAAAGAUGUGUGUAUGUUUAAGCAGGCAAGGAGACACCAAUUAAAAUAAGCGUGCAAGAAGCUGCAUUAAACAAAAGCACAAGUCUCUUGGGGUCAGGCCUUCUGCUCGUGAAGUCUUUGCUGUGGAAAAUGCUAAGAAUGCUCUCUGUUUCUUACUAUAUUGUUUACUAAGCAUUUGUAGUAAGCUUUUGUUUCAAACCUUAUUUUUGAGAUUUUCAGCAGGAAAAUUACUUAAAUUAAUGGCAGGAAUUCCUGUGACAGAUGGUUCUUCAUUGCUGUCUUGACAAUCAGUGCUGUUUGAGUAAUGUUUGCUUUCCUCUUUAUUAGAGGCUGAAUGGAAACCUGAAUAUCUAUUAACGUCAUCGUACUGCAGUAACAUUUUUAAAGAUUGGGAAGCCAAAUGGGGUACUGAUCAGGAUUUAAUCUGUUUCAAAAUUAAAUUGUCAGUUUAGAAAAAAGCGUAUUUUAAAAUUGUGUACUUGUUUUAUAUACAUGUUGAAUUGUUUGUAUUCUGAAGGACAAAACAUGCUCAGAUUUAAGCGGCAAUAAAGGCUCUGUUGUAGUAUUAUGUGGAAACUGUACAAUGUGAAAUCAGCUCUCUCUAUUUUAUCACAGAAGGCAAAAGUCUGAGAAGCAUACCUACUGCCAGGUAUCUAACACCCCUGAAUAACUGGCUUCUCGUACAUUUUUUAAUGAUCUUAGAUAAAUGAUAAGAGGACACAGGUCCAUUAAAAAGUAUUUUUGCUGGUUGUGGGUUAAAAAUAAGACUGAAUAAAUUUCAAAUUAAAAGGAUAUUCUUUAAGAAGAAAGCACGUUACUUAAAGCAUGUAUGUUAAAAAUCUCAGAUAUGGAAACGACAUUGAAUGUGGGAAUAUUCUUAAUAACUAAUCUGUAUGCCAAAGUACAUUGCAAGUCAGUGUUCAAACAGUUCCAUAACUGAAAAACUGCAUUUUGUCUAAGUGUUGUAUCUAUUUGGCAUACCAGGAUGUUCUGAGCUGCUACAAAACCAGCAAAUUUUUAUAAAAGCAGUGAUCUACUCUUCAUUCCUUGGGGUAUUUUCUGGAAGUCUCUGUUUGUUAUAAUCAAGAAAACUAUUGUUUAUGUUACUAUAUUUUAAUGUCAAGUUAAAAAUAUUGCAAAAAUUGUUAAUUUCUCACAGCUGCUUUUCUGAAAUCAGCAUUGUUAUGUGUGAUAUCAUUAAAAAAUAACAGCAUGUUCUUUUUCUUAAUCCCUGUUUUAUAUCUAAACAACGUCUUCAGUCAUGAAGAGGAAUUUGCAUUGUUGUGUUUGUAUAUAGAGUAUUGCAGUGCAUGAUUUAGGUUAUGCAUUUUAUUAAAUGCUGUUUAAAUGUGGCAUUAUAUUGUUGUGGCUUACUACUACUACCUAAAUGAGGUUUAUAUCAUUAAAGAGAACUACAAAUAUAAA